GCCAAACGAGAAAACAGUAAACCAAAGGCAUGGAGGAGAUGAUGGGAACGUGGGCCAAAAGAAGAGAAGAACAAGAAGUACAGGAGGAACAAGUGUUGAAACUUCCAGGGUUUAGGUUUCAUCCUACCGACGAGGAGCUUGUAGGGUUUUAUCUCUCUAAAAAAGUACUACUCAAGAAAUCCAGCAAGAUAGAUGAGAUCAUUAGUCAAAUCGAUAUCUACCAAUUCGAUCCAUGGGAUCUUCCUCGCUCGAGGCAUACGGAGAAGGAGAGCUACUUCUUCUGCAAGAGAGGAAGGAAGUACAGAAACAGCAUAAGACCAAACCGAGUGACUGGUUCCGGUUUCUGGAAAGCCACGGGGAUAGACAAACCUAUCUAUCCCGAUGGAACCAGCAAUGCCGUGAUCGGUCUAAAGAAGACUCUCGUUUAUUACCUCGGAAGCGCCGGGAAAGGAAGCAAGACUGACUGGAUGAUGCACGAGUUUCGUCUCCCCACGGCGAAUGACACUAUCCCUGGUGGCUCCACUCACCGUAGCCCUACGUCUCCGUCUUCCUUGCUACAUGCUGAAGUGUGGACUUUGUGCCGGAUAUUCAAGAGGAAUGUGUCUGGUAAAAAAUACAUUCCGGACUGGAAAGAAUUAGCAAGUGGGAAACGCGUGAAGCCGCAACAAUCUAAAUAUCAAGAAGCAGUUUAUAUCGGUUUUGGUGACAAUGAGAGUAGAACCAACAAAAUUAAUGUCAUGGAAAGCAAAGAGAAUAAUGAGAAGAAUGUUUUCCAGCUUCACCAAACGCCUCAUCAACACCAGCCCAUUCCCAUGGAGUACACUAGUAGUACAAAAGUGGAUAACACAGUUCCACAUUUCUCAAACGAUAACAUGGACGAUACAAACUACGUUAACUGGGACGAGCUUCAGUCGGUUGUGGAUUUUGCUUUUGGCCCUUCUAAUAGAUGUCCUCAUAUAAAUUGAUUAAUUAACUACUACUAUACAUUAAUUAUAUAGUACUUGGACCUUUGUUGCGAGGGAAAUACUGACAAUUAUAUAUGUACGAUGUGUAUGGA
This is a messenger RNA of Raphanus sativus (radish), 1057 nucleotides long. Its product is annotated as transcription factor JUNGBRUNNEN 1. The coding region runs from base 30 to 965 and encodes 311 amino acids. Lineage: Eukaryota; Viridiplantae; Streptophyta; Magnoliopsida; Brassicales; Brassicaceae. Gene Ontology annotation, biological process: regulation of DNA-templated transcription. Gene Ontology annotation, molecular function: DNA binding. The transcript has 3 exons. The record is from RefSeq and is a predicted model, not a curated record.